AGGGAGAGGGAGAGGGAACGCGCCGCGCGAAAAAGACUGUCGCAUGUUCCUCCGAAGUCCCGGCGCCGCGCGGUAGUGAUGGAUGAACAAGGUGCCGCACUGAUCGCGCGCGAGACUCGAACUAGUCGCGACGACCACCGCGCGGCGUCUCUCUCUCUCGCGCAUUUGCCGCUUUUGACUCGUCGAUCACACACAGCGGUGCUUCUUGAUCGUUCUUGAGCCGCCGCGUACACGACGCCGGGGGCCGGGGACGUCGGGGAGGAAACGGCCGCUCUCGGAGAGAGCCGAGCCGGCAGCGCGAGAUUCCCACGCGGCACCACGUGCGCCAGCAAGUCCUCCCUUUCCCUUCCCGCCGCGCGAUUCCCGAUUUCUGUCAUCCCGCUGUCAGCCGGCUCUGACUCGAGGCCGACUCGACUCCGACGCGCACGUGUUGUGCGUGGUGUGGUGCGCGGUCCUCGCGAGAGAACGCCAGCUCCGGACGGCACUUGGCACUCCGGCGGCCCCCAGUGACAUGUGCGCCGUCGCCGAUUCGCCGGCGUCUAGUGCCUGAAGUGGUGUGUACACGCGAGUGCGAGCAAUCCGCGGCAACCUCACCGACGCGGAGCCGUCGGCUUACGCUCUUCCUUAACGCUCUCGUGCCGGCUCAAGCUGGAGGUCAUAGUAGGCAUAGGGAUGUUUCCGCCGCGUACGGAGGCGCCGACAGCCGACAAGCUGACGCUGUGCUACGCGCCCCACGUCGACAUGACGACGGUCAUCGAGGUCGAGGACCGUCUGACUGGUCAUGGGGGCAUUUCCUCGCUGGGCGGCGGCAACUCGUCGCCCUAUUCCGGCGCCCAUCACCACGGACACCGGGGAAACGGAAACGGGGGCGGUAUGCCCCACCACGGGGGCGCCUCGUUGCCGACUGCCUCCGACUUCCAACCACCUUACUUCCCACCCCCGUUCCCCUCGCACCACCAUGCGCCCGCCAGCCCCCAGCACCCCAGCCUCGGCCAACCGCAACACCUGGAUUACCUCGUCGGCGAUCCCUACACGCAAACGCUCAACACGCUGCACCAGCACCACUACAAUCACCUGAGCGCCGCCGUCACCGCCGGCCAGAGGAGCGGCGACCUCAGGAGAGACGCCGAGGGCAUCCACGUGACGAACAUGCACGCGUCGUUCCCAUACGACGGCGGACGCAGCAGCGGCGGGGGCGGCGGCGGCGGCGGGGGCGGCGGCGGCGGCGGCGGAGGUGGUGGAGGUGGAAGGGGCGUCGAGUAUGGCGCCGUACGUCGCCCUGAUGCCCUCCUACCGCCUCCGGGCCUCGACCAAACCGACCUCGUUCUGCACAGCAGCCUCGUUGACGACCCCCAGGUGAGCGACGAUAACACAAACGUGGACGAUGGAGGGUUCAUGAACGACCUGCCGCUGUUGAAAAAUAUGAAACCAUCGGACAGGAGCGAGAAGACCAUGUUGAGCGGAAACGCGCAACCGUCGGACGUGUUCUGCUCGGUCCCGGGACGAUUAUCGUUACUAAGCAGCACCAGCAAGUACAAAGUUACGGUAGCAGAGGUACAAAGACGGCUAUCGCCUCCGGAAUGCCUGAACGCGAGUCUCCUCGGCGGCGUACUCCGAAGGGCGAAGUCCAAAAACGGCGGACGUCUGCUUAGGGAAAAACUGGAAAAAAUUGGCCUAAAUUUGCCAGCCGGCAGAAGGAAGGCGGCCAACGUUACGCUCUUAACAUCUUUAGUGGAAGGAGAAGCUAUUCACCUCGCCAGAGACUUCGGCUACGUGUGCGAGACCGAAUUCCCGGCGAAGCAGGUCGCCGAGUACCUAAGUCGGCAGCACUGCGAGCCGCAGGAUUCCUACAGGAGGAAAGAACUUCUUCAUGCCACCAAACAAAUCACCAAAGAGCUGAUGGACCUUCUGAACCAGGACCGAUCGCCGCUUUGCAACACGCGACCGCAACACAUCCUCGAUCCCAGUAUACAGAGACAUCUCACCCAUUUCUCGCUCAUAUCACACGGAUUCGGAAGUCCCGCGAUCGUGGCCGCCCUAACGGCUAUACAGAAGUUCCUAAGCGAAUCUUUGAAUCAUCUGGAGAAGAUGUACCCGGGGAACGGCAGCGGCGUGACAAGCAGUCAGCAGUCGAAUCUCGACACGAACAAGAGCAAGGACGGCACGCUGAUGAACGACAUGAAGAAGUGACGCCCGGAAGACCCGCCUACCUCGAACGUGGUCACGUCGAUCAGGCACUCCUGGCCGUAUGAAUGAGCCUGGCCGCGCGUCAAGCGUCCGUCGCGGAAAGCUCUCUCGCAGUGGACCACUGGAAGAACCGCGUACACGCGUCGUAGACGGACGUGCGGCGAGGCACUCGCGCGCUCGCGACGCGCCGCCGUGUUCGACGACGGUGCCGUACGCCCGAGGUUGGCUGGUCGUGAAGGCUUCUCUGUUAGGCAAUUCGACACGCAGGGUAUGCGUCGUAUGCGUGCGAUGUAACGUGCAAUCAGGGAUAUAGUCGGUGGUUAGGGAACGGGAGGACGAACAUUCCCACUCGUGACGGAGCCCGUCGGGAACUUAGGGACGAGGGACUCGACUCUUUCUCGCUGGUCGCCUUUUCCGACACGUACGAAGCGUCUUCUUGCCGCUUUCUUUCUGUAGUAUUUUGUGUAAUCCCUCCGCGCACAUUAGCUAGCGGCUACCUUUCCGUUUCUUUUUUUCAAGCCCGUCGCGCCGGCUAUUUUGUAGUCGCGUGUGUGGUUGACAGUCGCGACCGCAAAGUGUCGUUAUCUGCUGUGCGGGGUGGAAAGAAACGGUCGCUGGUGCAUACGCGAGCGGGUACAAUGAGUAAAGGGGGGCUGAUAAUAAUAAAUACGCGUGUACGCGAUAAACAGGAAGAGAAGCGAGAAUACGAAAGGAAUGUAAACGGGUAGCAAUCAUCCGAUUUCCUAGAUUUAUCGCGCUGAUUCACCACCUCGUUUCCGUCGAAAGUUUCGCACGAGAGAAGCGUGGCUUGUGUAAAAACGGAGGAGGAGGGACGAAAGAGUCGCGUGAAGAUAAUCUCGCGAAGAUAAUUACGAUAGUCGUCGAACGCAAGGAACUUAGUGCAAUUGUUACUAUUAAUGUUAAUUCGAGCGAUUCUCUCGCAACAUUCUCGCGCGAAUCCGCGAUCGUCUCAUUACGUGUGUCGUAGCGACUAAUGUAAGCAGCAGCAAUCCGCAAUUUACAGGUGAAACUCACAGAUCAGUUAAAAGCACGAACGAGGAAAAGGAUUCUCGUGUAAUCGGCAAGGAGGCAUCACGAGCAGACAGAGGAAAAAAGAAAAAAUGAUCAAAACUUAUUAUUAUUACUCUCUUUUCAACGUUUCUGGCAUUUUGGACUAUUCAAUUUUCUACGAUUUACGCGUAUAAUAAUAUUCAGAAUUAUUCCUUCUCUCUUUUCUAUC
This is a messenger RNA of Harpegnathos saltator (Jerdon's jumping ant), 3427 nucleotides long. It is a transcript of the gene TfAP-2, whose product is annotated as transcription factor AP-2. Gene Ontology annotation, biological process: regulation of transcription by RNA polymerase II; regulation of cell population proliferation; anatomical structure development. The transcript is spliced from 9 exons. The coding region runs from base 673 to 2190 and encodes 505 amino acids. Gene Ontology annotation, molecular function: DNA-binding transcription factor activity, RNA polymerase II-specific; RNA polymerase II transcription regulatory region sequence-specific DNA binding. Gene Ontology annotation, cellular component: nucleus. NCBI's taxonomy places the organism in Eukaryota, Metazoa, Arthropoda, Insecta, Hymenoptera, Formicidae. The record is from RefSeq and is a predicted model, not a curated record.